Molecule: messenger RNA, 600 nt
Organism: Huiozyma naganishii CBS 8797
Lineage: Eukaryota; Fungi; Ascomycota; Saccharomycetes; Saccharomycetales; Saccharomycetaceae
Gene: RLP24
Product: ATPase-activating ribosome biosynthesis protein
Exons: 1
Coding region: 1-600 (199 amino acids)
Biological process (GO): ribosomal large subunit biogenesis
Cellular component (GO): nucleolus
Source: RefSeq, a predicted model, not a curated record
AUGAGAAUCUAUCAAUGCCACUUCUGUUCUUCCCCCGUGUAUCCUGGGCACGGGAUCAUGUUUGUUCGUAACGAUGCGAAGGAGUUUAGAUUCUGUCGUUCCAAGUGUCACAAGGCGUUCAAGCAGCGCAGAAACCCACGUAAGUUGAAGUGGACCAAGGCGUUCAGAAAGGCUGCCGGGAAAGAAUUGGCUGUGGACUCCACGUUGACUUUUGCCCAGAGGAGAAACGUCCCAGUAAGGUACAAUAGAGAACUUGUCGCUACUACGCUAAAGGCCAUGAGCCGGAUUGAACAAAUCAGGUUGAAGCGUGAGAGGGCAUUCUACAAGAACAGAAUGAGAGGCAACAAGGAGAGGGACUUUUUGAGAGACAAGAAGCUCGUGGAAUCUAACCCAGAGUUGUUGAGAAUCAGGGAAGUUGAAAUUGCCAACAGGUUGGCUAAGGAACAAGAGAGAGCGGAACAAGAGGAGUUAUCCGAAGAAGAAGAGGAAGAGGAAGAAGAAGAAAUGGAGGUCGACAGUGAAGAAGAGGAGGAGAAACUGCAGAAACAAAAGAUCUUGUUGAAGAACAGAAAAAGAAACACAAAGAAACUAGCCUUCUGA